Molecule: messenger RNA, 364 nt
Organism: Sceloporus undulatus (fence lizard)
Lineage: Eukaryota; Metazoa; Chordata; Lepidosauria; Squamata; Phrynosomatidae
Gene: CLPS
Product: colipase
Exons: 3
Coding region: 1-336 (111 amino acids)
Biological process (GO): lipid catabolic process; digestion; positive regulation of catalytic activity
Cellular component (GO): extracellular region
Molecular function (GO): lipase binding; enzyme activator activity
Source: RefSeq, a predicted model, not a curated record
AUGGAGAGUGUUUGGGUCUUGCUGCUGCUCACCUGUAUUUUUGCAGAGUCCUUUGCCAGCCCAAGAGGACUCAUCUUCAAUCUGGAGAAUGGGGAGCUAUGUUUGCAAAGUGCCCAGUGCAAAAGCAAUUGCUGUCACAGAAAAAGUGGAUUAAGUCUGGCACGUUGUGCAGACAAAGCAGCUGAAAACCAGGAGUGUUCCCGGAAGCAUCUUUAUGGAGUAUAUUACAGGUGUCCCUGUGAGAACGGCUUAACUUGUAAAGCAGACUGGACGAUUGUGGGGAGUAUCACCAACUCUGACUUUGGCAUCUGCCAAGACCCAGCAGAGAAAAAGUGAAGGAAAACAUUAAAGAUGCAUAAGCUCA